AUGCGAUAUGCAGCUCCACCGCUUGGGGAUCUUCGUUUUCGUGCUCCACAAGAUCCGUUAAAGGAGAACCAAACACAGGAUGCAACAAGCCAUGGACCAGUUUGUCUCUCCGUGCCGCAAAAGUACUCUGUACUGCAGACGACCUCCGAGGACUGCCUUUUCAUAGAUGUACAAGUACCCGCUUCUACAAAUAGUUCAUCGAAGCUGCCAGUGAUGAUUUGGUUUCAAGGAGGGGCUUAUAUUUUAAACCUCAACGCGGAUUACAAUGCCACGGGCCUGAUCCAGGCAAGCUCCGACAGUGUCAUCGUGGUAACCUUCAAUUAUCGAGUUGGCCUCUUUGGAUUCCUAGCCAGCCAAGACGUUAAUGACGAUGGAGACCUCAAUGCCGGGCUUUUCGAUCAGCGAAAAGCAAUUACUUGGGUCCAUAACCAUAUUUCGGCGUUUGGCGGCGAUCCCGAGAGAGUGACACUGUUCGGUACAUCAGCCGGCGCGGGAGCCGUUCUCCUGCAUACUCUAGCUUAUGGUGGAGAAAACACAAGCAAACCGCUCUUCUCAGCUGCUUUAUCCGCCGAUCCCUUCGUCCCCGAGAUCUUUCCAUACCAGCAGCUCGAAUUCCAGUACCGGGAAAUCCUUAAUGCAACCAAUUGCUCGAGCCUAGAAUGUCUGCGCCAUCUUCCGACAGAUAGCCUGCUAGCCGCCAAUAUCAAUCGCCCCUUUCCGGGACAGACUACCUCGCCCCUUUUUUACUUCAGCCCUUGCGUAGAUGGGAUUUUCUUCCCAGAUCUGCCGAGCAAGCUUCUUGCCGAGGGUCGUUUCCAGAGAGUGCCGCUCCUACAAGGCACCGUCACCGACGAAGGAUCCAUCUUCGCUGCAACCGCCAAUAAUACGGAUGUUGACCAAUUCGAUGCAUUCCUCGGCGCCCAGUUCCCAGACUUGGACACGGAUGGCAUAGACGCACAAUACUCGUACAUGCCUCUCAACACCACUUCGCAAGCCUAUUACAACCGAGCAUCAUUCGCCUACGGCGACGUCUCAUAUACUUGCUAUGGCCUCUCAUUCGCUGCCGCUUUUGCAGCCGCCAACCUCCCGGUCUAUUCAUGGCUGUACAAUGUGAUCGACCCCGUUAACACUGAGGUAGGGAUAGGCGUUUUCCACACGUGGGAGGUAGGAGCCGUGUGGGGCCCGGGAAAUGCAGUGAACAUCGCGGCUCCUGCAGGAGCGGAUAGCUAUACUAACAUCAACAAGGGCAUUGUGCCCCUCGUUCAAGCGUACUGGACUAGUUUUGCCAGAGCCCAUGAUCCGAAUGUUUGGAGGCUGGAGGGGAGUCCAGAAUGGAAGACGUGGGGUCCAGGACAGAGGCUCAAGAUCCAGACGAAUAGUACGACUAUGGAAAUGGUGGAUGGACAACAGAUUGAAAACUGUGAAUUCUGGGCUGCUAGGAACUCGCAGGUGUAUCACUAG
Molecule: messenger RNA, 1461 nt
Organism: Talaromyces rugulosus
Lineage: Eukaryota; Fungi; Ascomycota; Eurotiomycetes; Eurotiales; Trichocomaceae
Exons: 3
Coding region: 1-1461 (486 amino acids)
Source: RefSeq, a predicted model, not a curated record